CUAAACUUUGGGGUACAAGGAGGUUCAGGGUCAAACAAAAUGAGCCUUAAGUCGGUGCAAACCGGGGACGAGGUGUUGAGAAAAGGGCCAUGGAUGCCAGAAGAAGAUGAGAUUCUGGUGGAAUAUGUUCGACAAUUUGGGGCUCGAGACUGGAGUUCCAUUAGAACCAAGGGGUUGCUGCCCAGGACAGGAAAAUCGUGUCGCUUGCGGUGGGUGAACAAGCUCAAACCUGAUCUCAAAAGGAGUGGGUGCAAAUUUUCACCUGAAGAGGAGAAGCUGGUGGUGGAAAUGCAAGCUAAGCUGGGCAACAAGUGGGCCAAGAUUGCCAGCUGCCUACCAGGUCGCACUGAUAAUGAUGUCAAGAACUUCUGGAGCACGAGACAAAAACGGAUCCUGCGAGCUCUGCAACGCCCCAAGAUGCCCUCCGGGAGCACAGAUGCUUCGGCCGAUACAUCAGACCUAAGCAAGGACCCGCAGUCAACAGACUUCGGGGGAUUUCAGAUUCACAGCCCUUCAGGAGCCGCGUCACUAAUUGCUAGCGGCAUGGGCCCCCACUUCAUCUUUGCAGAAGGGGACAACAAAUUCAGGGAUUCCGCCACAGACACCACCCGAUGCCAAAUGCUCCACCAAGUCCACACCUUCAAUUCCAUGGAAGCUGAUGAUGUUUUGAGCAGCCAUCACAAUCUCUCCGACCACAUCCCUGCAGGAGAGUUAGGACUCCGAACGUGCGAGAAGGAACCAUGCACCGGCAUGACCAAGCAGGGCGCCAACAGAAACCCGCUGACCAGCCUCGUCGAGCCGCUCGCAUCUGCCCCGCCUUGCGUCACUAUAGCAUCCCGCAUGACGAGGACCAUCAAGCAGAGGCCGCGCUCGAGAAGGGAGACGCGCUCCACCACAAUCCUCUCGUGCUUCGAGCACCCCGUCGUCGAAACCAGCGACUCCGGCAACGACUCUAAUUCCUUCAAUUCCAUCGCCAGAGCUCCUCAAAGCAGCAGCCCGGCUCACUCAUCCUUCAGCUCUCAGCUCUCACUCACAGACUCAACACUCCCUCAAAGCAACUCUAACACGACAUCCAACAACACCAGCAGCAACAACAACAACUACCUGGAGUUUCUACUGCAAUCCAAUGGCUCCCUGAUGCAGAAUGUACAGAUCUUCUCACCCGAGUUCCCGCUGUUCCUCACCACCAGCCAGCAGUGGGAGAAGCUGCCGACGCUGUACAGCGAGGACGCGAGCUUGUACAGCGGGUGCAACAGCAAGGACGCCGAUUCUUGCAGCCCUGACAGCGUGAUCACCAACUUCACCGCGGAUGUGUUUGAUUCCCUGGAGCCUUUGAAUUCCGCUCAGUCCGAGUGUGUCGCAUUUGUGGGGCGGUUGCGGGGAAGCAGAAGCAGUGGGAGGACUGAGAAGGAAGUGUUAGGUCUGUUGUGGGAGAAGGCGUUGGGUGGUGUUUUUGGGUUUUGGAUUUGA
Messenger RNA from Physcomitrium patens, 1470 nucleotides. RefSeq lists its product as uncharacterized. Lineage: Eukaryota; Viridiplantae; Streptophyta; Bryopsida; Funariales; Funariaceae. The record is from RefSeq and is a predicted model, not a curated record.